This is a messenger RNA of Canariomyces notabilis, 1071 nucleotides long. RefSeq lists its product as uncharacterized. The record is from RefSeq and is a predicted model, not a curated record. Bases 1 to 1071 code for a protein of 356 amino acids. NCBI's taxonomy places the organism in Eukaryota, Fungi, Ascomycota, Sordariomycetes, Sordariales, Chaetomiaceae. The transcript is spliced from 3 exons.
AUGCCGAGCAAGCGUCCUAGCGAUGGUUGGGCUGGGUUCAACGGCCUAGAGCCUGGACCAGGAAGCCGUCACGAUCGAAUCCGAACCGUGCUUUCCACGAUCAAUCUCCAGCGUCUUGAGGAAGUCGCGCGGCUCGCCCCUUUCUCGGACGAGGUGUACUGGAUCGCAAAAAUCCAGCACGUCCACGUGAAUUCGUCUGAAGCCGAUGAGAACCGUAUGGACCUGCUGAGCGAGAUCGCCACGAUGCGGACGGUCAGGGCUAGAACAUCGAUCCCGGUACCGCAGGUCUUCGCCCACGAUGUUUCAGCUUCAAAUGAGGUUAGAUAUCCUUAUGUUCUUAUGGAGUAUAUGGAUGGCCGGGUCCUUAAAAGCCCAAUCGCCUCAGCAGUCCCGUCCGAAUUCCUGUCGAAGGUUGCAAAACAACUGGCUGAAGUUCUGUUCGAACUCCACGGUCUGGCGUUUGAUAAGUUCGGCCAACUCUGGUGCGGCGAAAGCUGCGACGAACCUCCCGAGAUUAUUCCCGAUUCUGACUUCAAUGCACACACAUCACUUGAAUGGUUCUAUCGGGAGCGACAAAGUGAAAACGCGCAGAUUCUCAUUCUUCAACCUCAGGAUCCAGGGUGGAGGACAGCUUGCUGGGUUCUCAAGAUCGCUGUACCCCAUAUCAUCAUGGAACCACGACUCCACGGCCCUUUCCCUAUCUGUCACGUCGAUUUGCAUUUCGGGAACCUCUUGUUCGAUGACGAUUACAACUUGAAGGGUGUCAUUGACUGGGACCGAGCGCAAACCGUUCCCAUCGAGCGCUUUGUGACAUCUCAGGAGUUCAUGACAUUCCCGUCAGGCUCCGAGGAGGUAAAUAACAAGAUACUCACCCUCAGGUCUCUUGUCCGCGAGCACUUACGGCAUCUUGAAGAGACUCGAAGCCCGGAAGGCAAACUCCCAACGCCACUGCUCUCCCAAGUCUCGGGUCCAACUCUAUUGGUGGGGCGAUUGGUGGCUGGACUGAUCUAUGGCGAUCAUGUGUCUUGGGAGCAGCUCGUGCGUGUAUAUGGGACGUUGGACUUGUAUUAG